AUGUUUAAUCUUUAGAAUGGCUUUGAUUUAGAAUAAGAUAUAGAAUUAAAGGCAGUGUAGAAUGAAGACUUUGAACAAUAAUAUUUGGGACAAUGUCUACGGGAUUCAUAAAAGGAAUAUUAGUUAUUACCUUAAGUUGCUAGCAGAACAUUGAGUGCCAAAAGUUUAGAAGCUAAAUAUUUGCAAAGUCCAAAUUCUUUUCAUUCGAAUUCGGACGAGAACAUUCUGGCUUCAAAUGUUUAAACCCCUAAAUUAGCAGUUUUAUAAACUAGAGAUUCAAGCAGAAGAAGAAGUUAAACAAAUGCUUAAGCAAGUUUUAUGUCUUUAUUUUAUAUUGGAAGAUUUGUAGAGAAAUUGUCAUUCAAUCGCAAAAGAUUGGGUGGUCUAAAUGAAGCUCAUUUUAAUCUAAUUGGGGACAAGGCAUCUGAUGCGUAUAAAAAAUCCUUUAUUCUCUUUAGGCAAAAUUUAUUUACUUAUUCAAAACGAGUUAGUUAAGCUGGAUUUAAUCUAAAGAGAAUGAAAACUCUAUUAGAUAGAGAUGCAGAGGUUAAAGACAGUACUACUCUUGAAUAAGUAAAAGAAGAUUUGAAAAAGUUAAGAAAACCUAUUGUUCAUUGCAUCAAUACAAUAAUCCAUAAAAUUCCAAUCAUUUAACCAGAAUCCCUAUUUAAAAUGUAUUGGGAUUUCUUUACAUCCUUUUUUAGGAUAAUCCUUUUAAUCUUAGUUCCUCUUGAAAUUGCCUUCAAACCUGAAAUUCUUUUUAAUAAUCUUAUUUCAAUCACUUAUGUCAUUUUAAUGAUAUUACAAUUAGAUUUUCUAAUAAGAAUCAAUACUCUAACAUAUAGAAAUGGAAUUGCAAUAAAAGAUAAAUGGGAAUUGGUUAUACAUCAAUUAAAAAAGGAGUUUCUUACUGAUUUUUCGACUUCUUUAAUCUUGAUUAUAUUUAUGAUCAUUCCUGAUAUGAAAACAAAAGCAAAUUUAUUCUUAUUAGUAAUCUUAGCUUAACAUAAAUAUGUUUAUGAAACAUUUGCAAAAAGUGAUUAAAUAUCAUAUUUAACAAGACCAUAAAGAGGUAUAUUCGGAUUAUUGAAAUUCAUCUUAACUCUUCUUUAUAUUUUACAUUUAUUUAGUUGUAUAUGGUUCUACUUUAGUAGUAUUAGUAUUGAAGAUUCUUGGAUUAGAUUUAAUGAAUUGGAAGAUAAAAAUUGGGAAGAAUAAUAUUUAUAAGCUCUGUAUUUUGCAGUUGUAACAAUGUUAACAAUUGGUUAUGGUGACAUGGUACCAAAGAAUGUAAUAGAGAAAAUAGUAACAAUGGUAUUUGUUUUAGGAGCAUGUAAUAAAUAAUAUAUUCUUUUAGGUUUAUGGGUAUCUUAUAGUGUAAAUUUCAUAGGUAGUAUAAUUGAUGAUAUCACAUAAAAUCAAGUAGAAAGAAAUAGAAGAAUGAGAGUCAUAAAUAAAUAUAUGAAUUAGAGAAAAAUACCUUAUAGUUUAUAACAUUAGUAUAAAUAAUUAUUUAAUUUAGGGUUAAAGAAUACUUAACUUUUAGAUGGAAAGAAGAUGAUGAAGUUGAUCUUGAAAUGGAAUAAACUUUAUUAGAGUAAUUAUCAGAUGAAUUAAAAGAAGAACUUGAUAAGUAGGCUCAUAAAGUAUAUAUUGAAAAAUCAGAAUUUCUAUAAAAAUAUUUUAGUGAAGAAUUGAGAAAUGCUCUUUUUAAAUCUAUUAAAAGAAAGAUUAUUCCACCUUAGAAUACAUUUUCAACUGAUUUUGGUAAUUAAUAACAUCUUUGUUUUGUUGAAUAAGGAUAUAUAGUAUAUUAACAUCCAGAAAGAAAACAAAGAUCUAAAAUGAAUGCCGUCAUCAAUCAAGGUUAAUUUUUUUGUGUAAAUGAUUUUAUAACUAAUAAUCCUUAAGUUGAUCUUUUCAAAGCUAUAGGAUAUGCAAGUUUAUUAGUAUUAUCUAAAUCAGAUUUCAUUGAAACAUUAAAAGAUUAUCCUGAAGAUUUUUAGAAAUAUUGUUAAUUAAAAGAUAAUAUAACCUUAAGUUAUGUUCCACCAACAUUAGAAAAUGGAGUAUUUUGUCCAGCUUGCUAGAAUUUUAAACAUCCUCUUAAUAAAUGUCCUUAAGUUUAAUUUGUACCUAAUAGAGAAGCUGUUAUUAAAAGACAUUGUAUGACUGAAAAUUAAAGAUAAAAUAAAUCUUUUCAUCGAUAUGAUAAAUCAAUUUUAGAUUGGCAUACUAGAGCUAUGAAAGAUUUAGCUUGUUAAUAUGCAUCUGUGUUUCAAAAUGAAAAUUAAUAGGCAAUUGCAAUAUAAUCUAAAAUUUAAUUGAAUUUUGAAUGUGGAUCUGAUUCUAAUUCAUCAAUUGAUGAUGCAGCAUCACCUGGAAUUAAGAUUCCAUAAAAUUCUCCUAUUUUUGAGGCAUAAUAAAUCAAAUAAACAAGAAAAAGUAGAAUUGUAUCUGAUUAAUAAUUUUAGAAUAAAACAGAUUCUCGUUAAAAUUUAAAUUUAGCUCUAUAAAAUAGAAAAUAAUCUAUAUUAUCUGGAGGUAUAUCCUUAGGUUUUAGUAAGGGUAAUACUCCAAAAAAUAAAUUAGAGAUUCCUAUGAUUGAUGAGAUUAAAGAGAGUGAUAGUUCAGAGGAUAAUAGUGAAAGUGAAAGUGAUUAAUCAACAUAGAAAUAGAAAAUUAUUGAUUAUAAGAAAUAAUUAGAGAAGAUGGCUUAAGCUACUCAAGAUUUUAAUGAUAAUAUGACAGAUAACAUUACUAAUUUAUAUCAUUAAUUGUAAACUAAUUUAGAAUUGAAUGAAAAUGAUGUUAUGACUAAAAAAGCCUUGUAAUCUUUGGAACCACUUUAUUGGUCAUUUAAUUAAUAAAAAUUUGAUGAAUUUGAAACAAAAUCAUAAUUUGAUUAUUAUUUUAAUAAACAAAAUGCUGAAGAUGUUAUUUUGUAUAUAAAAGAGGAUAUAUUUGGAUGGUAAACACACAUUUUAGAUAAGAUUAGAAAAUUUAUGCUUUAUCCAUUUUAAUAUAUAUUAAAUUUCUUAAGAUUGAGAAGGAAUGCUAAACUUAAAUCAGUUACACCUUUAAAAGUGGUUGCAAAAGUAAAGAGUACUUUAGACAAUUUAAAGAAGACUUUAAAAUUAAAGAAAAAAUCAACUAUAGUUAGAUCAAGUCUAAAAUUUAGUUCUGUUGCUCCAGAUUCCAAUAAAUCUUAAGGGAAAUAAAAGAAAUGGUUAGUUUGA
Messenger RNA from Paramecium pentaurelia, 3239 nucleotides. The record is from the annotation of a GenBank genome assembly. Lineage: Eukaryota; Ciliophora; Oligohymenophorea; Peniculida; Parameciidae.